UUUCGAUUUAACAUUAUGGACAAAUUACUUCGUCUACCAUCUGUAUUUCUUGAACCAGCAAGAAUCGCUCCAACUUACAACAAAGUAGUCUGUCAUCUCCAUUUUCGCUCAUACAUUCCUGGCCCAAUGGACUUUUAUAUUGACUUUGCAAGACGUGCUGCUUAUGCUUUAGAUAUGCCUUGCUCUGGUACCGUUUAUCUUCCGACAAAAACCUCUCGGUGGACUGUUAUUCGUGGUCCAUUUGUUCACAAAAAAUCUCAAGAGAAUUUUGAAAGAAAAACUCAUAAAAGAUUAUUAGUGAUCAAAGAUGCAAAUAGGCCCGUGGUGGAAAGAUGGUUAUGGUACUUAACUCAGAAUUGUCCUGGUGGUGUUGGAAUGAGAGUUACACUUUGGGAAUGGGAUGAACUUGGUGUGGGUCGGAAAAUGUUGGAUGAAGCUAAAGGAAAAGAAGAGAGAAUGUUGCUCAAAGAUGUUGAAAAUCUGAAUUCAGAAAGUGGUGAGAAUAAUAAACAGGCUCACCUUCAUCUGGCUCCUCAGACAUAUAAAUGUAAACUCUUCUUCUGGAGAUAUAUUGACACGUUUCGCAAGGAAAAUUUCUUGGCUUUUUCUUUUCCGUUUACAUUGAAUCCUGGGAUCGGAUUUCAGCCGGCACACGUUUAA
This is a messenger RNA of Dentiscutata erythropus, 660 nucleotides long. NCBI's taxonomy places the organism in Eukaryota, Fungi, Glomeromycota, Glomeromycetes, Diversisporales, Gigasporaceae. The record is from the annotation of a GenBank genome assembly.